AUGACCAGGAAGAAGGUCAAGCUUGCCUUGAUCCCAGACGAGGCUGCAAGGAGAAGAACCUUCUACAGAAGAAAGGAUGGAAUAAUGAAGAAGUUGAGUGAACUUAGCACAUUAUGCGGUGUUCUGACAUGUGCUAUCAUAUACAGUCCCUUUGAACAACAACCUUUCGUUUGGCCCUCUCCAGCUGCAGCAGAAAGAGUGCUUGAUAAGUUCAAAAGCAUGUCUGUUUUCGAACAAGGCAAGAAUAUGCUAAGCCAAGUAGAGUAUCUCCAGCAAAGGAUCACCAAAUUAAAGGAUCAAUUGAGAAAGAUUCAAUUGGAGAAUAGAAAGAAGGAGAUGACGAUGCUUAUGUACCAGUGUUUGAAAGGUAAGGAUCUGAAUGAUCUUACCAUGCUUGAGUUAACUGAUUUAACUAAAGUGGUUGCUGAAAAGAUGGAGGCCAUAGAAAAGAGGAUUGAAACACUUAAGCAAACUCAAUCAGAGAUUGGGACCUCAGGGAGAAUCGCAGGAGGAGCGUCAAGCGCAGAUGAUAGUACUGAUUUGCAGGUGGCUGUGGAUACUCUAAUAAAUACGGACAAUAGUGCAUGGACUGUUCCUUUCUGUCCUUAA
Molecule: messenger RNA, 609 nt
Organism: Telopea speciosissima
Lineage: Eukaryota; Viridiplantae; Streptophyta; Magnoliopsida; Proteales; Proteaceae
Product: agamous-like MADS-box protein AGL80
Exons: 1
Coding region: 1-609 (202 amino acids)
Biological process (GO): positive regulation of transcription by RNA polymerase II
Molecular function (GO): DNA-binding transcription factor activity, RNA polymerase II-specific; RNA polymerase II cis-regulatory region sequence-specific DNA binding; protein dimerization activity
Source: RefSeq, a predicted model, not a curated record